ACCCGACUUGGCGAUUAGACAUAAGAGACCUGUCGACGUAGGAAGACCAGAGACGCGAGCCUUUGUUUAGCUUUUUUAAUGGCGUACUCUGAUUGAUAUUCUAAUUCUGAUUUUGGUUUUGAGACGAAUAGGCAUCUUCUUCACCAUGGCUCCGAGGACGUUGAUUCUUCACCGGUUGACGGCGCACUUUGCCGGUCGAAUCAGGCAGAACCAGAGGCUUCUCAGCUCUCAUUUUUAUUCCUCCACGGCGUUGGAAGAAGCCCCUUCCUCUUCUUCUUCUUCCUCCUCGCCGAACUUGGACGGCGUUUACAUGACGGACACUUGUGUUCAGAAAAUGAAACAACUGCAAGCCAGUGAAGCACAGGAAAAGCUGCUCCGCUUGAGUGUAGAAACAGGUGGAUGUUCUGGGUUCCAAUAUGUUUUUGAUCUGGUGGAUGACAAAACCAAUCCAGAUGACAGGGUGUUCGAGAAAGAAGGAGUAAAAUUGGUAGUCGACAAUAUUUCAUAUGAUUUUUUGAAAGGGGCAACCGUUGAUUAUGUUGAGGAGCUGAUCCGUUCUGCUUUCCAAGUGACAGAAAAUCCAAGUGCAGUGCAGGGUUGCAGUUGUAAAAGUUCUUUCAUGGUGAAAUUAUAGACUUGUAUUGUUAUGCUGAGAGGGCUGAACUAGAUUCAGCUCAAAUCAAUUUUUGAAUAAUGAUUAUUUGACUUCACUGAGUUCUUGACAUAUCAAGUGAUUGUAUCCACAUGUCAUAAAAAUAGUUUACCACUACAACGGUAGCUCCCAACGUUUAAUUUGUAUCUGACCACCACAGAGUCCCAACUUUGGAUUAAUCUAUACAACAACUAGAAUCAGUUAUUCUUUUUUCA
Rosa chinensis is the source of this 867-nucleotide messenger RNA. Its product is annotated as iron-sulfur assembly protein IscA-like 2, mitochondrial. Gene Ontology annotation, molecular function: 4 iron, 4 sulfur cluster binding; 2 iron, 2 sulfur cluster binding; iron ion binding. NCBI's taxonomy places the organism in Eukaryota, Viridiplantae, Streptophyta, Magnoliopsida, Rosales, Rosaceae. The coding region runs from base 146 to 634 and encodes 162 amino acids. Gene Ontology annotation, biological process: iron-sulfur cluster assembly. The transcript has 4 exons. Gene Ontology annotation, cellular component: mitochondrion. The record is from RefSeq and is a predicted model, not a curated record.